This is a messenger RNA of Gopherus evgoodei (Goodes thornscrub tortoise), 5317 nucleotides long. It is a transcript of the gene RHCG, whose product is annotated as Rh family C glycoprotein. Bases 589 to 1764 code for a protein of 391 amino acids. Gene Ontology annotation, cellular component: plasma membrane; basolateral plasma membrane; apical plasma membrane. The transcript has 13 exons. NCBI's taxonomy places the organism in Eukaryota, Metazoa, Chordata, Testudines, Testudinidae. Gene Ontology annotation, biological process: ammonium homeostasis; ammonium transmembrane transport. Gene Ontology annotation, molecular function: ammonium channel activity. The record is from RefSeq and is a predicted model, not a curated record.
AUUCCACUCCAUGUUGAUAGGUCCGACCGCAAGGGAUUCUGGCUGCGAUUGGCGGAGAUCCGCGACGUACAGGGUCAGCCUGUGGGAGAGGACCAUUGAUUGGCUGCUGCCCUGAGUUUAAAAUUUAAAGGCUGGAAUUGGAGGAAGCGCGAGGAUGGUAAAUACAGAGACGGGUGUGAUGACGUAAUCGCUGGGCAAUGAUGAGUUAGCGCGCAAAGCGAAAACUGCGUAGAGUCAAAAUUACAUUGAGUUGAAUGGAGGGCGAAAUCGCCUGCACGACAGCUAAUGCAGGGAGCAGGUGCUUGCCAGGACUGGCUGGUGGGUACAUCGUGAAGGGAUCUGAACUCUGUCUGGAUCAUGGCCUAGUCACACCCUGCACUGGAGCUCCAGCUCCUCGCAGAAAUGUGCAGAGGUUCCCUGCACUUCAGCCAUGUCCAGAGAGGUACCUGACCUGCUGGCUUCCUAGACCAUGAAUGGGGUUUGAGGCCGAUUUUGUCUGGCCAUCAGCCUCCAUCGCAGACUGGCCAAUGGCAUUUAGCAAGACUAUAAGCAUGAAAUAAUUGCAGCUCUUUCCAGGAUGUCCACGUGAUGAUCUUCGUGGGUUUUGGCUUCCUGAUGACAUUCCUCCAGCGCUAUGGCUUUGGAGCUGUUGGCUUCAACUUCCUCCUUGCCGCCUUUGGGAUCCAGUGGGCUCUCUUGAUGCAGGGCUGGUUCCAUUCUUUCGAGAAUGGAAAGAUACUCAUUGGAGUGGAAAACCUGAUCAAUGCAGAUUUCUGUGUGGGUUCUGUCUCCAUUGCCUUUGGGGCCAUCCUGGGCAAAACCAGCCCCGUGCAGCUGCUCAUCCUGACGUUGUUUCAAGUCACGCUCUUUGCUGUGAACGAGUACAUCCUCGUCAGCCUGCUCCACGUUAAGGAUGCUGGUGGAUCCAUGACCAUUCAUACGUUUGGAGCCUAUUUUGGCCUGACAGUGACCAGAAUUCUGUACCGGCCCAACCUGGAACAGAGUAAAGACAAGCAAGGCUCUGUGUACCACUCCGACCUCUUUGCUAUGAUCGGUACCCUGUACCUGUGGAUGUAUUGGCCCAGCUUUAACUCAGCUGUUUCAAACCACGGGGAUGCACAGCACCGAGCCGCCAUUAACACCUAUUGCUCACUGGCCUCCUGUGUCCUCACUACCGUGGCCUUCUCCAGCCUGCUGCAGAAGAAAGGCAAGCUCAACAUGGUUCAUAUCCAGAAUGCAACGCUGGCCGGUGGUGUGGCUGUGGGGACCAGCGCAGAGAUGAUGCUGACUCCAUACGGAUCCCUCAUCGUUGGAUUCCUCUGUGGCAUUGUGUCCACCGUUGGGUUCGUCUACCUCAUGCCAUUCCUGGAGUCCAAGCUGCGCAUCCAGGACACCUGCGGCAUCCACAACCUACAUGCCAUGCCAGGGCUUAUUGGGGGCAUUGUGGGGGCUGUCACCGCAGCCACAGCCACUGAAGAGGUGUAUGGAAAGGAAGGGCUCAUCAGUGCCUUUGACUUCACGGGUGACUACAAGGAUCGGACACCCAGUGUCCAAGGGGGGUUCCAGGCAGCUGGCAUUUUCGUGUCCCUGGCCAUGGCCUUGGCUGGAGGGGCCAUUGUGGGUGCUAUUUUGAAAAUCCCAUUCUUGGGGGACCCUGCAGAUGAGAACUGCUUUGAGGAUGAUGUCUACUGGGAGGUGCCUGAGGAUGAGGAGAGCAGCCUGUACCCUAUGCAUGACCCCACCCUCAAACCUGUGACUUCCUAACCCACCUGGGUAGGCAGGGCUGAGACGCAUGGGGAGGGCAGGCCUUGAAGAGCCCACGAGCUGGGUAGAGCACUAGCACCCAGCACUUGGAAGCACUGCAUGGACAGGGACUAAAAGAUCCCAGUUGCCCUCAUGGCAACACACAAGCACAGGGCACUGGCCAGUGCCAUGCACACAUGGGCUCAUCCAUCAGGGAUCCAUGCCAGCAUGUUUGCCUCAUGGCAGAAAUGCUGGGCACCGAGACCUCUUUGGUGUGGGGACGGCAGGACGGGGGUUGGGGAUUGGGUGUAUACGGGUGUGCGGUGUGAAUGUACUAACUGCCUGUUGUUGGUAUCACAGUAAAGGGCAGGAUUUCAUCAGGAGAAGGGUAAGGAGAGGUGCUAAACGGCACAGCUCCUGUGUCUCAGGCCAGGCCCAGCGUGCUGAAACCUUACCCCAAAGGCGACUGCUCAGUCACUAGCCUAGUCGGGGGAGAGGAGUGCAGGUGCUGGGCAACUGCCAGGGGAAUGUGCCAGGUGGCUGGUGGGAGGGAGGGAUACUCUCCAUCAUCCUGCUGUUAAGAGGUCACAGACAGACCUCUGACUUGCCUCUCCCUCUGGGUUUCCUUUAGGUGGCAUUUGGACUCCUCCUCAGUCUCUAGCUCCCCAGAUAAACUAUUGGUGUAUUUCUAGAAAAGGAGGUGCCCUGCGCCAAUCCCCAACUGGACGCAGACUCUUUGAGAGCUUCCAAAGGCCCCAUUUCCUUUCCCACAUUCCCCUCCAUGGUGGGAUAGCCUGGAAGAGGCCCUGUUUACACUAAGCAACACUCUGGAGAACAGCCAGUGAAGCCAUAUGUCUGUGCACAGGGCCAGAGGUUUGAAACAGACACUGGGGCAUCUCCCUUACCACUGCCAUGGGGCAGCAGCAGUGGGAGAGGGCUUAGCACCUAUGGGGAGUUGUUUUACUAGGUGCUUGCUGGGUGGGAUCUCUUAGGUUUCAAGUUCCCAGAUUUUACACUGAAACAAUUCAGCUGGCACUGUGCCUAGGCCCAGAGUUAACUGGGCCCCAUGACACCUUGGAUGCUGGGGAUUGUGGAGGGUGAAGUGACAAUAAUAAUGGAUCCAAUUCGAGGGUAAGAGAAGCCUGUCCUUGCAGCUGGGGGGCGCUGUUACACUUAGAGGAGAUAAUCAUGCUUGGCACAUAUCCAGUGCUUUGCAAUCGUUAAUAAUUAACCCUCCCAACACCCCUGUGAGGUGGGUAAGCAUCAUUGCCCCCAUUUGGCAGAUGGGGACCCAGAGGCACAAGGAAAGAAAGUGACUUGCUCCAAGGAUUAGAACCCAGGAGUCUGGGUGCCUACCCCUUUCUCAGUUCCUUUGCGAUGCUGACUCAAAACAAGUGUUUGCUUUCUUGGCCUGACCACCAGGUCCCUGACUGCUGGAGUUCGGCUGCCCUUCUCUCUCCCGGCUCUUUGCCAUUAGCUCUUGCUCCUUGGAUGUGUGAAUAAAAAGCUCCGUGUUAUUCUUUCCAGCGCUGUGCACCGUUGGGUAAUGAGCAGUGAGACUCAGGUGGGACUCUGGCCGUUGUCCUAUUUCCCCCAGUAGCAAUACAAAGGGAGCCAUUAUGGGAGGAUGCUGGGAUAGAGACAGAUUCACUUGCCACGUGAUUGGUUCAUGGGAAUCUUUCAGCCCUCAGUAGAAGGUUUGGGGUGGGGGAGGAGGGCAAGUUGAUCCCUGUUUUUGUUGCACAGAGUCCCAUGCUACCAGCUUCCUUGAGCAGGCCAACAGCCCCCUCCUACCACUACAGUGGGGUGGGGAACGGGAAUACUGCUGGUGAAAACAAAGGAGAGUGCAUCUAAAAUCCAAGGACAUGGGGUGAGGGGAAUCAGCUGGCCUAUGGCCCAGCACCAUGUUCCUGAAAUACAUUGCAAUCCAUCUUUUCCCAGGCACUGAGCCCCCUCCCCUCAACUCUCACUGGAGUCAGGGGAGCUGGGAAGCUCCACACCUCGGGGAAUUGGGCCCACAUGGUCUGCUUUCAGAUUGACUUCAGACACGUGUGUUUUGAAUACCAGGGGCUGACAAUGCUAUUGUGUCUGGGACAUAUCAGGGCCCAACUGCUUAGAACCGAGCACUUACAUGGGCUCAGAUUUCCCAAAGAGCUCAGCUCCCAUUUAGGCACCAAAAUAAAUUUUCCAAAUUGCUCAGCAUGCGGGGUGGUGGGCCCUUUUGGAAAUCUGGCUCUGAUGGCAAAUGCUGAGCACUUGAAAAUCAGUCUUGUACUCCGUAAGCACAACCAUCCCAGCUGUGCUCACAUUCUCAGCCAGUGUCCAUAUCAGUGACUGGUUUGAGGUCUGGCUGGACAUUUGGGUGCACAGUUAUACUCACUGCAUGUGAAAUCACAAUAGCCAUGCACACAGAUAUCACACCUGCAUGGUUCUGAUGAUCUGGGCCUAGGACUGCCUUGUGGAUCAUUGGUGUCCUGCCUCUGCUUCUCCAAACUGCUGGUGUUUGGGUCCAAAUGGUGUUGUACUGGCUAUUUGUGGGAAAUAUUUUUGCUGCACAUUGAUCCCUUGUGAAAAUGGAUCAUUUUGCUCUUCCAGUCUGAGCAGAACUGCUGCCUCUGUUGUCCCAACUCCCAUAUUCUCCAGGCUACAGUGACUGGGCAUCCAUCAGUCUCCUGGGGAAGCUGUUUCACUGACUAUUAGGAACUUUUCCCUCUUUGUUGGUUUCAGCCAUUCCUUCUUGUCUACUCCCUCUCCUGGGACAGAUCAUUCCCUUCUAUCUAGAUGGUUAUGCUGGGGGUUCCUGAUCCGUCAGAGUCCAAGAUACAGAAUGUGGAUCCCUUUCCCAUGUUAAUAAUACCUAGCUCUUGUAUAUUGCUUUUCAUUGGUAGAGCUGGAAGUGCUUUACAAAGGAGGGCAAUAGCAUUAGCCCCAUUUUACAGAUGGGGAAACCGAGGCACAGAGUGGGGAAGUGAUUUGCCCAAGGUCACUCAACAGAGUCAGGAAUAGACCCCAAGUCUCCUGAGUUUCAGUCUAGUGCUCUAGCCACUCGACCUCCUCCCAUCCAUCAAGGACAUAAGGGAAAAACUGGCAAUAAGAGAGGAAUUUGGAGGCAGUGGAGAAAACCCGUUCUGGAGCCAGUGUAUUUCUCAGGGUAAUGUAUGAGGAACAGAGAGGGAAAAGGAAAGAAAGGCGGAGGGAGGGGUGAUUGGAUCUCUUCUCUAUGUCUCUCUGUAAUUCUCACACCUGAGGAGGGGAGAUGAAAGUAGCUAUUCACGCCCCCUUUGGAUGUGACACCCUCAUUUUCCAUGCUGGGUAAAGACAAAAACCCUUUAUAACAUGUUUCUGGAAUUUGUCAGCAGCUGCCAGCGGCAGCAUGUUAAUUAAAUGUCGGCAAAGAUGGAAGCAAGAGGCCCUGCUCUAAUUGGACAGUUUGCUUGGUGGAACUGAAAAACAUUGUGACAAAGGAGGAGGCUCUGAAACGCUGUGUUCCCGGGGCGAGGAAACCCAGUGCCAGGAGAUGCUCUGGUAGAAAUCAGGGUUUGUCUGAGUUUGACCUGAGACGACCCUGCUAUUU